This is a messenger RNA of Hipposideros armiger (great roundleaf bat), 1260 nucleotides long. RefSeq names its product heme oxygenase 2 (gene HMOX2). Lineage: Eukaryota; Metazoa; Chordata; Mammalia; Chiroptera; Hipposideridae. The coding region runs from base 163 to 1113 and encodes 316 amino acids. Gene Ontology annotation, biological process: heme oxidation; heme catabolic process; response to oxidative stress. Gene Ontology annotation, molecular function: heme binding; heme oxygenase (decyclizing) activity. The transcript is spliced from 6 exons. The record is from RefSeq and is a predicted model, not a curated record.
CGUGCGCACAUCGGGCCGCCCUCGCGCCCGCCUUCUCGCUUAGCUGCAGCGGUGGCGCCUGAGCAAGUCACUGACUGACUGGCGAACGCGCUACAGACGGGCGACGAAGCAGACCCGCGGCUGGACCAGAGGAGUAAGGGCAGCAAGAACCACCCGGCAACGAUGUCAGUAGAGCUGGAGACCUCAGAGGGGGUGGACGAGUCGGAGAAAAAGAGCUCCAGGGCUCCAGCAGGAGAAAACCACACCAGAAUGGCUGACCUCUCCGAGCUCCUGAAGGAAGGGACCAAGGAAGCACAUGACCGGGCAGAAAACACCCAGUUUGUCAAGGACUUCUUGAAAGGCAACAUCAGGAAGGAGCUGUUUAAGCUGGCCACUACUGCACUUUACUUCACAUACUCAGCCCUUGAGGAGGAGAUGGACCGCAACAAGGACCACCCUGCCUUCGCCCCCUUGUACUUCCCCAUGGAGCUGCACCGGAAGGAGGCGCUGAUCAAGGACAUGCUAUAUUUCUUUGGUGAGGACUGGGAUAAGCAGGUGCAGUGUUCAGAGGCUACCCAGAAGUACGUGGAGCGGAUCCACUAUGUGGGCCAGAAAGAGCCGGAGCUGCUGGUGGCCCAUGCCUACACCCGCUACAUGGGGGACCUCUCUGGGGGCCAGGUAUUAAAGAAGGUGGCCCAGCGGGCCCUGAAACUCCCCAGCACGGGGGAGGGGACCCAGUUCUAUCUGUUUGAGAACGUGGACAACGCGCAACAGUUCAAGCAGUUCUACCGGGCCAGGAUGAACGCCCUGGAGCUGAACCUGAAGACCAAAGAGAAGAUUGUGGAGGAGGCCAACAAGGCCUUCGAGUACAACAUGCAGAUAUUCAAUGAACUGGACCAGGCUGGCUCCUUGCUGGCCAAAGAGACCCUGGAGGAUGGGCUCCCCAUGCACAAUGGGAAAGGAGACGUGCGGAAAUGCCCCUACUACAUUGCUAAACAAGACAAAGGUGCCCUGGAGGGCAGCAGCUGCCCCUUCCGAACAGCCCUGUCUGUGCUGAGCAAGCCCAGCCUCCAGUUCAUUCUGGCCACCACUGUGGCCCUGGCUGCCGGCCUCCUGGCCUGGUACUAUGUGUGAAGGACCCAUCACAUCACAUUGGCGCCCUCCUCUCCAGUGACUGCUAGCCUGUCCCCAGCUCUACCUGUGAUGAAGCUACCACCUCGGGUGACUUUUUUUUUUAAUGCUGGGUUUGAGAAAACAACCAAUAAAAGCCAGACGCUAAAA